AUGGCCAAGAUCGCUAUCGUUUUCUACUCCAUGUACGGCCAUAUCGCCAAGCUGGCCGAGGCUGAGAAGAAGGGCAUUGAGGCUGCUGGCGGCAAGGUUGAUGUCUAUCAGAUUGCCGAAACCCUCCCUCAAGAGGUCCUGACCAAGAUGCACGCUCCUCCCAAAGGCGACUACCCAAUUGCCACCCCUGAGACUCUUCUUGAGUACGACGCCAUUCUCUUUGGCAUUCCCACCCGUUAUGGCAACUUCCCCGCUCAGUGGAAGGCCUUCUGGGACCGCACCGGCGGUAUCUGGGCAAGUGGUGGUUACUGGGGCAAGUACGCCGGUCUGUUCAUCUCCACUGCCAGCCCUGGUGGUGGCCAGGAGUCGACUGCCCUUUCUUCCAUGAGUACCUUGGCCCACCAUGGCUUUUCCUAUGUUCCUCUCGGCUACAAGCAGACUUUCGCCCAGCUUACCAACCUUUCCGAGGUCCAUGGUGGCAGCCCAUGGGGUGCUGGUACUUUUGCCGGUGCCGAUGGCAGCCGCCAGCCCACUGCUCUCGAACUUGAAAUCGCCGAGAUCCAGGGCAAGUCCUUCUACGAGCGCGUCUCCAAGGUCUCCUUCGCCUGA
Talaromyces proteolyticus is the source of this 609-nucleotide messenger RNA. RefSeq names its product flavoprotein-like protein. NCBI's taxonomy places the organism in Eukaryota, Fungi, Ascomycota, Eurotiomycetes, Eurotiales, Trichocomaceae. Bases 1 to 609 code for a protein of 202 amino acids. Gene Ontology annotation, molecular function: NAD(P)H dehydrogenase (quinone) activity; FMN binding. The record is from RefSeq and is a predicted model, not a curated record. The transcript has 4 exons.